Centruroides sculpturatus (bark scorpion) is the source of this 631-nucleotide messenger RNA. RefSeq lists its product as uncharacterized. The coding region runs from base 79 to 513 and encodes 144 amino acids. The record is from RefSeq and is a predicted model, not a curated record. The transcript is spliced from 6 exons. NCBI's taxonomy places the organism in Eukaryota, Metazoa, Arthropoda, Arachnida, Scorpiones, Buthidae.
AAGCGACCAACUGAGGACCUCGAAACAAUAUAAGGACGGGAGAACAGUCGAUAUUCGAGACCAAAUCUCGAGUUGAAAAUGAAGUAUUUGAGUCACCUGUGUCUGCUCUUUUGCUCUCUAUCAGCCGUCUCUUGCGGCAUUUACUACAGUUACUGCCCGUCCGAUUUUUUGGAGAGAUACUGCGCAUUAAGCGAGAGAGACGAAGUGUUAGAGUGCAUCAAAGACAAGGAAAAUGUGAGAAGCUUGGAGAUUCUUGAAGGUUGUUUCAACUCCGUUCACGAAAUAGGAACUCUGAGUAUGGACGAUAAGUUCAAACAAAUUUGCAACUUGGAAGUUCACGAAUACGAAUUACUUCGAAAAUGCUUUCAGAACGGAUUAUACUUAGAACGUAGACGAGGUAGUAAAGUACACACCGUAGUUGAGGACUGUGUUUCUAAAACCGAAGUAAAAGAAAAGAAGGAUUGCAGAAGAAGAGGAUUCCACGCUUACAUCCAUUUUGGUAAAUGGAUUUAAUACGAGUAUCUGAGAAAUAAUGUCUAAUCUAUAAGGAUGUAUACAAAAUGGAUAGAAAUUACCAAAACUAACGAGUUCCAUCGCAUACUUUGAUUUAAAAAAAAAAAUAUAUAUAUAA